This is a messenger RNA of Octodon degus (degu), 630 nucleotides long. Its product is annotated as serine/arginine-rich splicing factor 12-like. Gene Ontology annotation, molecular function: nucleic acid binding. The transcript is spliced from 3 exons. NCBI's taxonomy places the organism in Eukaryota, Metazoa, Chordata, Mammalia, Rodentia, Octodontidae. The coding region runs from base 1 to 630 and encodes 209 amino acids. The record is from RefSeq and is a predicted model, not a curated record.
AUGUUCGAAGAUGUUCGAGAUGCUGAAGAUGCUCUUUAUAACCUCAAUAGAAAGUGGGUAUGUGACCAUCAGAUUGAAAUACAGUUUGCACAAGAUGAUCGCAAAACACCAGGCCAAAUGAAAUCAAAAGAACGUCAUCCUUGUUCUCCAGCCGAUCACAGUAGAUCAAGAAGCCCUACUCAAAGGAGAACUCGAAGUAGAAGUUCUUCAUGGGGAAGAAACAGGAGGCGUUCAGAUAGCCUUAAAGAGCGGUCUACCUCAGCACGGCAGUCAAGAACUCCAAGAAGGAAUUCAGGUUCUAGAGGACGGUCAAGGUCCAAGUCCUUACAGAAAAGGUCCAAGUCAAUAGGAGAAUCACAAUCAAGUUCACCUCAAAAGCAGACUAGCUCAGGAGCAAAAUCAAGAUCACAUGGAAGACAUUCUGACUCCAUAGCAAGAUCCCCCUGUAAGUCUCCCAAAAGGUAUACCAAUUCUGAAACUAAAGCACAAACAGCAAAACAUUCUCAUUUUCGGUCACAUUCCAGAUUUCGGAAUUAUCGUCAUAAAAAACAGUUGGUGAAAAACAAAAGAGUCUCCGAUGAGGAAAGAAUUGCCCAGCGCACCCCAGCAGCAAGCAGUGAGGGUUACUGA